Molecule: messenger RNA, 1707 nt
Organism: Striga asiatica
Lineage: Eukaryota; Viridiplantae; Streptophyta; Magnoliopsida; Lamiales; Orobanchaceae
Source: the annotation of a GenBank genome assembly
AUGUCCUCGGCAACUCCCCCUUCGAUUAUCCUUCAAAAACCCCAAACCCCUCCCUUCUUCUCCCUCCUCCACCAACCCCUUCCCGCCAUAUCCGCCCACCGGAGCCUCCGUUUCCCUUCGAACACUCGAACAUUUCUCGCGGCCGCCUCCCUCUCCCCGAGCUUCCCCUCCCGCCGCCCGUACGACGCCGUUGCACAGCCGCAGCCAGAGGAGGAGGAGGAGGAGGAGGAGGAGGAGGAGGAGGAAGACGACGAGCCCUCUAUCGGGGACUGCCUGGUCUUCGAAGAUGGCAUUUUCGACGACCCAUUUCUCCAGGACUCCCCGAAAGCCGCCGUCCCCGCCCCCGCCCCCGCCCGAUCCCACAAAUCGAGCCGGAGAGGCCCCGUGAAGGAGUUCGCGCCGCCGGAGAAUUUAGUCCCGGAGGAGUGGGUGGAAGUGCAGAAGGAGAUAAACAUAUCGAAGAAGGAGAGGCGCAAGCUCUCGCAGCAGCUGGAGUACGGGAAAAGGGUGGAGAAGCGGAGGCAGGCCCUCAAGCCUCUGUACUCGGACGAGGAGUACGAGAGGUUCAAGACCGAGAAGCUCCGGCAGCUGAAGCCGCUGGUGCUCGAAAACCCGGAGUUGGAAGCGCCUAAAGGGCCGGAGGAGAAUAACGACAAGGAGCACGAGGGGGAGGUGGCGGAGAGUAGAGUAGCGCCGAGAAACCCUCGUCGGGCUGUGUACGGUGGGGGUUUGGAAGAUGUAUCGGCAGUUUUCAAUAGCGAGAGCUACGAACCUGGCACGGGUGAAAAAUCACAAGGUCCUCGUAAAUUAUUCUCGAAAGAGGAAAAGGCAUUACUGAAUCGGCGGGUUCCUGAUUUAACAGUUGCCACUUCGGGAAAAUGGAACCCCCUUCAUACUCUUGCUACCUGUGGCGAAUUUUACUUGGUGAACUCUUUGUUAAAACACAACCUUGAUAUCAAUACCCUUGACAUGAAUGGAUUGACUCCUGUGCACAGAGCAAUACUUGGCAAAAAGCAGGCUGUUUUUAAUUUUCUUUUGAGAGAAUCAGCAAACCCGUUUGUUCGCGAUAAUGAUGGAGCAACCUUAAUGCACUAUGCUGUUUUUGCGGCUUCAACUCCGAUGAUAAAAGUCCUUUUAUUGUACAAUGUGGACAUAAAUCUUCAAGACAAUGACGGAUGGACACCAUUACAUCUGGCUGUGCAAUCCCGUAGAACAGACGUGAUAAGGCUUUUGCUCAUCAAGGGAGCUGAUAAAUCAAUAAAAAACGGGAAUGGAUGCACUGCCCUAGAUCUUUGUCUUUACUCUGGUAGAGAUGUGAGAACCUAUGAAAUGAUAAAGCUACUAAAACUCCCGCCUAAGAAGUGAUUCGAAAUUAUGCACUCAGCGUUCGGUUAUUUGACUUCGAACUCAUAUCAUGCCUGGUCCUUGUGAGGAUGAUUAUAUGGGAGUGAGCUUAGUUAUAUGGGACUUGGUGAUGCAGUGAGCUUAGUUUAUUAUCAUCAGAUUGAACGAUUCAUAUUUGUAAUUACAUGUCUUGGGACAUUUUUAAAUUAUACUACAAAUCAUGAGUUUGAGAUGAGUAAAGAUGCCGUCAUUGCAUUUGUUUUUAAUCCAUCGUAUCAAUGAUAAACUCGAUCCUACCGCUUGCUCGACAAAUAUAUACAAAUGUUUGAGAUCCGCUUGAAUUUCAUUAGCUCAAGUUUGCUG